GUGAAUCAAACAGCUAUAGCUCUAGAGAUCUCAGCUUCUUCAAGGUUUUGUUUUCCUCUCUUUAGAGCCUCUCUGGUCUCUCUAGUGUUGACACAGCUCAUCCUCAUAUUCUUAGUUUGCGUAUUGUUGUGGAUCGCGGUGGCUGUAUGCUCGCUAGGCUCUGUCGCGGCGGUGAUUCAGAGCGGAUCUAGCGAUGGAUUUAGGGAACCAAGAGAUACCGAGACGGCGAUAUCGUUUCUGGAAAACGAAUCGAUAGCAUCAAAGGCUUCCAUGGUGCCUCUCACCUUGAUUCAAGGAGCUGACUCCAAAGGAGCUGUGUGCCUCUAUGGGACGCUGCCUGGUUAUCAUCUAGAUCGUGGGUUUGGUUCAGGUGCCAACAGUUGGCUUAUCCAUCUUGAGGUAUAUGUAUGUGCAUUAUUACAGCUUAUGCAACCUUGAAGGUGAAGGGAAAGCCCUAAUGAUUGCAUUAUAUCAUACAUGGUGACUUGGGUUGGAUUAUUAAUUAAACAAAUAAAUUAAACAUGGAUAAUAUAUUUUUGAAUUAUUUUAUACAUGUUUUAAAAUAUUUAUAUAAUAUAUGAAUAAAUUAUAAACAAGAAGUAUAUAAAACAAUUAUCAAAAAAUGAGUGCAGAAUUGAUACCUACUAUUUAUAAAAACAUUUUAUGAAAUACAACGGUUAGAGUAUAUUGUAAUAAAUUCAAAUAAAUGUCUAGAUUUCUAACUAGGAUACAGAUUUCCUAAUUUUGGAAUCAGAGAGAUUUCACGCUAUUUAAAACCACGUAAACAUUUGCACACACAUAAAAAAGACCACGUAAAAAAAUUAAAAGAAAAAUAGGUAUUUCCCCGUACUAUGCUGCACGAUAUUUUUUUAAAUUUUGUUUAUAUUUUUAAAAUAAAAGAAAUGAGUAUUGUAUUUAUUUUUUAUUAGCUAAAUUUAUGUAUUUAUAUGUUUUAAAUCUCAUAAAUAUUGUAUAUUUUUUUAUUUUUCAAAAUUAUAAUUUGUUAUUAAAUUUGUUUAGCUAACUAAUUAUAAAUGUAUAUGUAAAAAUAAAACAAUACAUUUUUAGUACUUUUAUGCUAAUAGUAAAUAUAAUCUAUUUUCUCCAAUAAAAUACCAUUUGAUCCUCUUUUAUAAUUAUAUAAAGCAUAAUGCCAUUUUAAAGAAAAGAUUUAUUAAUUAAUAUGAUUAUCGCGAAUUAUAAAAUUUAUUUAUUUAUCCAAUAUUUAUUAUAAAUAUUUAUUUCUAAAACUCCAAAACUAUAAUCAAAAACAUUCAUAUCAGAAUUAUUGCUAUUGCUUUAGCACUGAACAGAAAAUUCUGUUUGAAGUCUUGAAAAAAUAUUUUAGUUAAAGUUAAAUAAUUGAAUUUUGGUUAUUGUAACAUACUUUAAUCUGGAAAUUUAGCAUAGAGAAAUUUUAUCUUCUUAAAAAAUCCGAAAAAUCUCAUUUCUCGUCAAAAUAAAAAAAAAUUAUUUUCUCAUAAAACUUAGAAAUCGCAUAUUCCCGUCAAAAUCAAAAAAUUCAUCUUCCCGCAAAAACAAAAAAUGGUAUUUCCCCAUCAAAACCAAAGUAAAAUAUUUUCCGGCAAACACCGAAAAAUUGUCUAUUCCCGUCAAAACAAAAAAAAUUAUUUUCUCGUCAAACCAAGAAUCAUGUUUUCCUAUCAAAACAGAUAAAUUACAAUUUCCUACGAAAACCAAAAAUUGCAUUAUCUCCUGAGAAAUUGUGUUUUCCCGCGAAAACUAAGAAAUUGUAUUUUCCUGCGAAAUCUAAGAAAUUAUAUUUUUCCGCGAAAACCAAAAAACCACAUUAUUCGUCAAAAACUGAAAAUUUGCAUUUCUCAUCUAAACCGAAAAUUGCUUAUUCAUGCCAAAACCUAGAAAUUUUGUUUUCCAGUCAAACCGAAACAUUACAUUUUCUGCCAAAAUCAUUAAACUGUAAUUUCUCAUGAAAACUAAUAAAUCACAUUUUUGCGUAAAAACCAAGAAACCGAUCAAAAGUCGAAAUUUAUAUUUCCUAUCAAAACUGAGAAAUCACAUUUUUCGUCAAAAUUGAAAAGUUGCAUUCCGCAUCAAAACCGAAAAUCGCAUUUUCCUGUCAAAACUAAGAUAUUUUGUUUUCCCGUCAAAAUUUUUUUUUUUUAUUUUCUCACCAAAACCAAGAAUUCACGUUUUUACGCUAAACCUAAGAAUUUGUUUUUUCCGCCAUAACCGAGAAAUUAUGUUUUGCUACUAAAUCUGAAAAUCACAUUUUCCUACCAAAAUCAAGAUAUCUCCUACUCUCGGCAAAACAGAAAAAUUUUUAUUUCCGCCAAAGCCAAGAAAAUUUGUUUUCUCGUUGAAGCAUGGUUGAUGCUGAGCCUACAUUUUUUUCAAUCAUAUACGUCUCUGUCAAACAAACAGAUAGCUAGAAAUUUUUUAUUAUUAUUUAUUUGUUGUUAUUUAUUAUUUGGGUUUGAGUUUGACAAAAAAUAAUCAAAAACUCAAUUUUUUUUAUUUUUUUAUUUAUUAUUUGGACUUGAGUUUGGUAAAAAAUAAAAUAAAAAUUAAUAGAAAAAGUAUUUUGGUUUUUAAAGGGUUUAAGUUUAAAAUUUAAAAAUAAGUAGAUGAUUUGUAUUAAUAAAAUAUAUUGAUUGGUGAUUAUUUUUGCUGAGGUGUGAUAUUUAUAAAGCUUCAAAAAGAUGACGUGUCAAGCUAUGGAGAGACAUGAGUGUUAUUGUUGUGUUUUGAUUAUAUGAAAAAGAUGGAUGUGGGUCUACUUGCCUCUUUCUAAUAAACUUUUAAUUAUUCAAACAAGGAUUUUGUUUAUUCAAUAUUUACAACUACAAGAGUAAUGGAAAAAAGUCGGAUAAAUUAGUUUUUCAACAAUUCCAAUUUUAAUCAUCUAUUUUUCUUGUUCUUAUCAAUUACUAACCAUCAUUUUUUUAAAAAAAAACCCUCAUCUAUCGCAGAACCUCUCACCAUCUUCUCCAUUUAUUAAUCAAAGCUUUUGAUUCAAAACCAUCCGAUUUCGUGACCCUUACCGGUGCUUUUUCCAAUUCGGACAGAGCUUCGGUGUUAGGGAAAUGGACGGAUUUGGAUCAAACAAGAGAACACUUGCCGUUGACAAAUGGAUAGAAAUUGUUAACGGUAAGGGUUACAACGUUGGUGAAGCAACUCAGUUCCAUCCGACCCGAUCAUCGGAUUAUCAACGAUCGAUUCCACUUCCACCUGGAGGUGUUACUGCGGCGCAUACUAGUGCUCCUAUCCCUGAUCUAUGGAGAUUUACCGACCCAGAAACAAAGAGGAAGAAGAGAAUCGCAACGUAUAAGGCCUAUGCCAUGGAAGGCAAAGUUAAAUCAACGGUUAAAAAAGGAUUUUCUUGGAUCAAAAACAGGUGCUCUCUCGUUAUACAUGGAUUAUAAUUAGCCUUUUGUUUCUCCGGCAGAUCGUGCCUUUUGCUGCCACCGGCAAAUACUUUUUCUUGUGUCAAAAGGCAAAAUUAUUUAGGGCUUUUGUUUGAUUUGUUCUUGGAAACAAGACGACGUCGUUGUACAUGGAAUAUUUAGUCUAUAACGAAUCAGGUCAAACACGGCCCAGGUUUGUGGCCCAAAUAAGGCUCUUUAUUUCUUAUUUGAGCCCCAAAUAAUACUUUUAUUGGUCUAACUCAAUUAAGUGACUUUCGAUUUGUAUUAAUCGGUAAGGCCCAUUAGUAG
Molecule: messenger RNA, 3695 nt
Organism: Thlaspi arvense
Lineage: Eukaryota; Viridiplantae; Streptophyta; Magnoliopsida; Brassicales; Brassicaceae
Source: the annotation of a GenBank genome assembly